Daldinia caldariorum is the source of this 2537-nucleotide messenger RNA. Its product is annotated as Nonaspanin. NCBI's taxonomy places the organism in Eukaryota, Fungi, Ascomycota, Sordariomycetes, Xylariales, Hypoxylaceae. Gene Ontology annotation, cellular component: endosome; fungal-type vacuole membrane. The transcript has 2 exons. The record is from RefSeq and is a predicted model, not a curated record. Bases 176 to 2122 code for a protein of 648 amino acids. Gene Ontology annotation, biological process: vacuolar transport; protein localization to membrane.
CUCUGCGCCGUCCAGAGUGAUACGUAAGUCGGCAACUUUUUUUUUUCUAAUCUUAUUUUAUUUAUCUGCCUUGUGUCGUCCUUUUCCCCCCUAAUUCUCUUCCGGCUCGUCCCUCUUGUUGUACGUAUUCGGCUGCUAACUUAAAACCAAAGCUCGAUGUCAUAGAAUCCUAACGAUGAAGUCGAGAACUUUUGCGCCGUCAUGGGCGCUCUUCUUUGCGCUGCUCGCUGUUCCCCAACUUGCGACUGCUUUCUACCUCCCCGGCGUCGCGCCUAAAUCAUAUAAACAUGGCGAAAAAGUCCCUCUUUACGUCAACAGCAUUAAGCCUGUUGCUGGCCAAGAUGCGCUUCUACACUCCGUCAUGUCCUAUGACUAUUAUAACGAGAUGUUCCAGUUUUGUCAGCCCGAAGGUGGUCCGUCAUACGUGUCCGAAAGUCUCGGUAGCAUUUUAUUUGGCGAUCGAAUAAUGACUUCACCCUUUGAUCUCAGCAUGCAGAAGAACGAGACAUGCAAGAAGCUAUGCACUUCGAAAUACGACACGGCCGCUGCGCAUUUCGUCAACAAGCGUAUAAUGCAGGGCUACGCCUUGAACUGGCUCGUGGACGGGUUGCCAGCAGGACAGCAUCUCCUCGAUGACCUCACCGGAACUACAUUUUAUAGUCCGGGCUUUGCUAUGGGUACUGUCUCGACUACUGAUCCGAACGGUCCGACCUUCUUUAAUAAUCACUAUGACAUCGUUGUCGAAUACCACAAGGUUAACGGGAAGGAAGACCAGCUGAGGGUGGUGGGUGUAAUUGUUCAACCUGCAUCCAAGGCAUACAAGGGAGGCAAUCUUGACUGCAACGAUAAUCAGACACCGCCUGUUGUCCUUUUGGAAACCGAGAGCGCUCAGACCGAAGUCACAUUUACUUACAGCGUAUACUGGACCGAGUCGCCUACUGCUUGGGCUACACGAUGGGACAAAUAUCUACAUGUUUUCGACCCUAAGAUCCAUUGGUUCUCUCUGGUUAAUUCGGCCGUUGUUGUUAUAUUCUUGACCAUCACGGUAGCCUCGGUUCUCUUCAGGGCUCUCAAGAAAGAUAUCGCGCGAUACAACCGGCUGGAUCAGAUCAACUUGGAGGACUUUUCAGGCGCCACGGAUCUCGAAGACGGUGUCCAGGAAGACUCGGGCUGGAAGUUGGUCCAUGGAGAUGUUUUUAGAACCCCGGCGCACCCUCUGCUCCUCUCCAUCUUCCUCGGUAACGGCGCUCAGUUGUUCGUUAUGACCGGCUUUACUAUUUGUUUCGCCUUGCUAGGUUUCUUAUCGCCGUCUAACCGUGGUUCCCUUGGAACUAUUAUGAUUAUCCUAUACACGCUUCUUAGCUUUGUCGGCGGUUACGUCUCUGCGAGAGUCUAUAAAUCAAUGAACGGCGAGAAGUGGAAGCUGAACAUUGGUCUGACUCCUGUUCUGGUUCCCGGCAUUGUCUUCAUGACAUUCUUCUUCCUUAACCUAUUCCUAUGGGCCAACGGAGCUGCCGGUGCCGUCCCUUUCACCACUAUGCUGGUCAUUAUUGGUAUUUGGUUCAUCAUUUCGAUUCCCCUUUCCGUCUCCGGCUCCUGGCUUGGGUUUCGCGCUCCGACCUUUGAACCUCCUGUCCGAACAAACCAGAUUCCGCGACAGAUCCCUCCCGCUACUACUUACUUAAAACCACUCCCAAGUAUGCUAUUGGUUGGUAUUCUACCGUUCGGUGCCAUCUUCGUCGAGCUGUACUUUAUUAUGAGCUCGAUUUGGUUCAGCAAAAUUUACUACAUGUUCGGCUUCCUCUUCCUCUGCUACGGUCUCAUGAUCAUCACCUGCGCCGCGGUUACGGUUCUGAUGGUGUACUUCUUGCUAUGCGCCGAGAAUUACCAUUGGCAAUGGCGAUCCUUCCUGGCUGCGGGUAUGAGUGCAGGCUAUAUCUUCGCCAACGCCCUAAUAUACCUAAUUAGCAAGUUGUCCCUGGGUGGCUUGUCCGGUACUGUCUUGUAUAUCGGAUAUAGCGCUUUACUUUCCUUCCUUUUCUUUAUCUUAACAGGUUCCAUUGGAUUCUUUUCGAGUUGGUGGUUCGUCAACAAGAUCUACCGCUCCAUCAAGAUCGACUAAAGUAGCACGCUGGGAGAGAAGACGAGCAGGAGAGUCGUAAGGGCGAAUGACUCAGGGUAGCCGCAAUAUCUGUACUAUAUGAAAUGUUGUACGACCAACAUCUUUUUUCUGACGCAUGCCGUCUUCGAAAGUCCGCUUUUUCACGAGGUGGGAUGGGAUUUAACGAGUUGCAUAAAUGUAGCCCUUCGAGUUCCCAAAAGGGCCUGGCGUUCUGGGGGGGCGUUCUUCCUGGUGCAGAAGAGGCUCACGCGAAAACCUGUAGAAUAGAGCCAAAAAAAAAACUUUGUCUGGGUAGUCAAGUUCCGGCGGAGCAGACAGGCAUACGACCCUCCGCGGUGUACUACCUUCCUACGAGGUAUCUAAGUACUUUUCUUAAAAAUUAUGAAUAAAAAGUAUACCUAUGCGUUUCCUAUCA